Messenger RNA from Cricetulus griseus (Chinese hamster), 1668 nucleotides. The record is from RefSeq and is a predicted model, not a curated record. NCBI's taxonomy places the organism in Eukaryota, Metazoa, Chordata, Mammalia, Rodentia, Cricetidae.
AUGAGGCCCCAACCAAGCCCGGCAGUGCCCAGUGGAGGCAGAGAGGGGCGCUUGCCCCGGGUGCGGGCACAGACGGUGGGCAUCCCUGCAGCCCAGAGGACCAAUCCUCUCCACUCCCAUGGGAUGCGUCUGCUCUGGGGUCCUAGGAAGCCCUUCCUCACCCUGCUUCUGCUGGUUUCUAUCAAGCAAGUUACAGGAUCUCUCCUUGAGGAUACAACUCGGAAGUGGGCUCAGUAUAGGGAGAAGUGUCUGAGAGACUUGCUCAAUGAACCUUCUGGCAUAUUUUGCAAUGGAACAUUCGAUCAGUAUGUGUGCUGGCCUCAUUCUUCUCCUGGAAAUGUCUCUGUUCCCUGCCCUUCCUACUUACCUUGGUGGAAUGAAGAGAGCCCAGGAAGGGCCUACAGACACUGCUUGGCUCAGGGGACUUGGCAGACGCGAGUGAACGCCACAGCUAUUUGGCAGGAUGACUCAGAAUGCUCAGAGAACCACAGCUUCAAACAAAACGUGGAUCAUUAUUCCUUGCUGUCCACCUUGCAGCUGGUGUACACCGUGGGCUACUCCCUCUCUCUCAUCUCCCUCUUCCUGGCUCUUACACUCCUCUUGUUUCUUCGAAAACUGCACUGCACACGCAAUUACAUCCACAUGAACUUGUUUGCUUCGUUCAUCCUGAGAGCACUGGCCGUCCUGGUGAAAGACAUCAUCUUCUACAACUCUUACUCCAAGAGGCCUGACAACGAGACACCUGACAAUGAGAAUGGAUGGAUGUCAUGUCUGUCAGAGAUGUCCGCAUCCUGCCGCUGCGUCCAGGUCCUCCUGCACUACUUUGUGGGUGCCAAUCACUUGUGGCUGCUGGUGGAAGGACUUUACCUCCAUGCUCUGCUGGAGCCCACGGUGCUUCCAGAAAGGCGGCUGUGGCCCAGAUACCUGGUGGUGGGUUGGGCCUUCCCCAUGCUGUUUGUUAUUCCCUGGGGUUUUGCCCGUGCACACCUGGAGAACACAGGGUGCUGGGCAACAAAUGGAAACAAGAAAAUCUGGUGGAUCAUCCGAGGACCCAUGCUGCUUUGUGUGACAGUCAACUUCUUCAUAUUCCUCAAAAUUCUCAAGCUUCUCAUUUCUAAGCUCAAAGCCCAUCAGAUGUGCUUCAGAGACUAUAAAUACAGAUUGGCAAAGUCAACGCUGCUCCUCAUUCCUUUACUGGGGGUUCAUGAGGUUCUCUUCUCUUUCAUCACUGAUGACCAAGUUCAAGGAUUUUCAAAACUUAUUCGACUCUUCAUCCAGCUGACAUUGAGCUCCUUCCAUGGAUUUCUGGUGGCCUUGCAGUAUGGCUUUGCCAAUGGAGAGGUGAAGGCCGAGCUGCGCAAGUCCUGGGGCCGCUUCUUACUAGCUCGCCACUGGGGCUGCAGAGUCUGUGUCCUGGGGAAGAACUUCCGGUUCCUGGGGAAAUGUUCCAAGAAGCUGUCAGAGGGAGAUGGUGCUGAGACACUUAGGAAGCUGCAGUCCUCAACCUGCAGCUCACACUUGGCCUCUGAGACCCUGGGGGAGCUGGGGGCUAGACCUCACCAGGGCCGUGGAGCUUGGCCCCGGGGAAGCAGCCUGUCUGAGAGCAGUGAGGGGGACUUCACCCUGGCCAAUACCAUGGAGGAGAUUCUGGAAGAGAGUGAAAUCUAA